AAUGCAGCAGCAACAGUUGGCAGCGCAGUUGGCUCACCAUGGAAACGGUCCGAGGCCGCCCCCGUUGAGCCCGGCGCCGCACACCUCCGACAGCGAUAGCGACAUCUCGCUGGGGGCGCAUUCGCCACCGAUCAGUUCACCAGGUCCGCUCCGUUUCGGUGCGACCUCGCCGACGCCGAUCAGCACGUUCCGCUUCGGGCCGCAUUCGCCGGGUCCGAUGCCCGCCCAAUUCCGCUUCGGCGGCGGCAACCCCAUCUUUCGCAUGGACCGGCAAUCGCCGCCACCGCACUCUUUCCUCUCGCACAAACUGCGCCCCGACUCGCCGCAGGAGACGGCCGCCAACUAUUCGCGCGCCGACGACGACAGUCCCAUCAACGUGGACUCCACGGACCUGAAGAACUCGCCGCCUCCGCCACCGAUCAACCUGCGGAUAGCCGACCAGCUCCAUCGGCAUCCGGACAUCCGUAUGCCGGAACCGCUUCGACUGGGCAAUCCUCCGCCUCUGACAGCGCCGCUCCGCAUCCACGUGAACUCGUCGCCGCAGACGAACCUGCAGAACUCGCAGAGCCACCACGGAGGAAUCGUGCGGAUAGCCCCACCCAGUCCGCCGCAACCGCCACUCAUCCACCGCCCCUUCUCGCCGCCGCGACUCACGUGAUACCAAUCCCCUGCUACCAACAUAACCAACCUAUCGAUGCAAUAUUAAUAAUUAAAACAGAGAGAGAAAGAGAGAAGUAUUCAACCUAGUGGCUUCUUUGUUUCCUCUUCCUCCCCCAACCGCACAACAUCGACCGUAACAACAGUGACAAUUCAAUUUUGUGUAGAUACCUUUUUCAGUUCGGGGGAGCGAAACGUCGUUCGCGAUCUUUUGUUUUUAUUUUUUAUUUUGAGGGAGCGGAAAGUAAAAAGCGCGCGAUUUUUUAAAUAUUCUUUUUUGUACAUAGUUUUCAUGCGCAACGCAUACUAUAUAUA
Molecule: messenger RNA, 972 nt
Organism: Nicrophorus vespilloides
Lineage: Eukaryota; Metazoa; Arthropoda; Insecta; Coleoptera; Silphidae
Product: lysine-rich arabinogalactan protein 19-like
Exons: 1
Source: RefSeq, a predicted model, not a curated record